Anolis sagrei ordinatus is the source of this 888-nucleotide messenger RNA. Its product is annotated as mas-related G-protein coupled receptor member H-like. NCBI's taxonomy places the organism in Eukaryota, Metazoa, Chordata, Lepidosauria, Squamata, Anolidae. The record is from RefSeq and is a predicted model, not a curated record. Gene Ontology annotation, biological process: G protein-coupled receptor signaling pathway. Gene Ontology annotation, molecular function: G protein-coupled receptor activity. Gene Ontology annotation, cellular component: membrane.
UCUGACAACUGGGCUGAUGGUUUCUAUAUCAUAAGCCUUAUCAAUCUUCUCAUCUGCCUUCCUGGACUUGUAGGGAACGGGACUGUCAUUUGGCUUCUUGGCUUCCGUAUUAAAAGGACUCCCUUUACCACAUACAUUUUGAACCUUGCCAUUGCAGAUUUUGCUGUGCUCAGUAAUGAAAUUAUUAGAGAUAUAUAUUCUCUUUUAAACUGGAUUAAUCCUAUCUUUUAUUUUCUUUACUUCAAUAUAUUCUACCUUUGGAUCUUUCUGUUUACCUUCACUGCUAGUCAGUACCUCAUGACAAUCAUCAGCAUUGACAGAUGUGUGUGCCUCUUCUUCCCACUCUGGCAUCGAUGUCACCGGCCACCACAUUUAUCAACCUGUGUGUGUGUCAUUGUAUGGAUCCUCGGCGGCUUAACUCCUGCUAUGACUUUCACUCUUAUUUUCUAUGAAUAUGUUAUCACCGCGUACUUCCAGUUUUUCUUAAAUGCUGUGGUUUGCAUGCCCAUCAUGUGUGUGUCCACUAUAGCCAUGUUUAUUAAAUUCUGCUUAAGACCACCACAAAAGAAGAAGGGGAAACUGUUAAGAACCAUUUGGAUUACACUUUUCUUCUUCCUCCUCUUUGCUUUUCCAUUUAAUAUCAUGCACCUUUUUCCUGUAUUACUUCAUCAAACUAAGUAUUCGUAUGGAUAUGGCUACAUUAGUGUCUUCUUAAACAGUGCCAUUAACCCCAUGAUCUAUUAUUUGGUGGGAAGAGAUAAAAGAGGGAGAUCCAGCAAGCAAAUCAAUAAAGUGCUUGAGAAACUUUUCAAGGAAGAGGAAGACUGUCGAGAGAAUCAGGAAAUCUGAUCCCAAACACUUAUAAGGACCCUUUAACAAGGUAGUUAA